This is a messenger RNA of Myodes glareolus (Bank vole), 1087 nucleotides long. It is a transcript of the gene Tmem54, whose product is annotated as transmembrane protein 54. NCBI's taxonomy places the organism in Eukaryota, Metazoa, Chordata, Mammalia, Rodentia, Cricetidae. The record is from RefSeq and is a predicted model, not a curated record.
CGGCCUCGGCAGCGCGAGCGGGGCGCCGGACUGGGCGGCCCAAGGGGUGCAGGGAAAGGAGGCCGCCGGGCGCCUGCUCGGGCGGGUAGAGGAGCGGAGGCCACGGGUGAGCAGGAUGGGAGCGAGACCCCGCUGACGCCGGCUGGGGCCACUGGCUGGGAGCGACAUGUGUCUGCGCAUCGGUGGCCUGAGUGUGGGUGAGUUCCGGAAGGUGCUGAUGAAGACAGGCCUGGUGCUGGUCGUACUGGGUCAUGUGAGCUUCAUCGCAGCCGCUGUGCUCCAUGGCACCAUGCUGCGCUUCGUGGCUGCCGCCAGUGACGCCGUGGUUCUACAGUACUGCGUGGUGGACAUCCUCUCUGUCACCUCUGCCAUCCUGGUCAUCAUCGCCGGGAUCACAGCUGUCGUCCUGUCCCGCUACCUCCCCAGCACCCCCUUGCGCUGGGCUGUGUUUAGCUUGAAUGUGGCCUGUGCUGUCCUUUCUCUGACCUGCGCCCUUGGGCUCCUGGCCUCCAUCGCCGUGACUUUUGCCACCCAGGGCCGGGCGCUACUGGCAGCCUGUACUUUUGAGAGCCCUGAACUCCCAACGCUGGCACCUGACUGUCCUUUUGACCCUACUCGAAUUUACAGUUCUAGCCUGUGCCUCUGGGCCAUUUCUCUCAUGCUCUGUGUGGCGGAGAGCGUGUCUGCCCUGCGCUGUGCCCAGCUUGUGCAUCGACUGCUGGAACUGAGACCUUGGUGGGGGAAAAGCUGCCACCACACGAUGCAAACGAGCCCAGAGCCCCUGGAUGGCCAUGACCUACUGAGCUGCGCUAGCUCUGUGCAGCUGACCAUCUGACACCUCAAUGGGGCCAUGACUACUGAGGCACGUGACCAAGUCUGGACAUAUGACCAAGCCUGCACUGACCAGUGCCCAGGAAGCCAUGGAAGAAGCCUAGAUGAAUCCAGGAUUCCCAGAGCAGGCCCAAGAGGGCUCAAUGGACCCCUGGGGACCUGGAAGAGGGCUUUGAAUGCCCUCCCUGGCCACCCGGCACUCUGCACUGAAACAAGACUUUAUUUGGAAGUUAUUAAAAAGAACAGAGAUGCUCCA